Messenger RNA from Dujonia railenensis, 5841 nucleotides. The record is from the annotation of a GenBank genome assembly. NCBI's taxonomy places the organism in Eukaryota, Fungi, Ascomycota, Pichiomycetes, Serinales, Debaryomycetaceae.
AUGCCUCAGUGGAUACCUCAAAAUAUACAAAAGAGAUUGCUACUAUAUGUGCUUCAGCAAUUGUCUCUCUUCUCAGAGAUUGAUCUUCCUAAUCUAGAGGAAGUUUCGUUGAAUAAUAUAUCCUUGAGAGAUGUGCAAAUCGACCCGGAGAAGGUGGGCAAACUCCCUGGCUGUAACUUGAGGUAUGGACAAGUUGGCCAAUUGGACCUAAAUGGUGGUGUGAUGGGUGGUGUUAAUAUCGACGUAAGCAAUGUAGACCUUGUAGUAGCGCCAGAUUUCGAUGCUGGAACUGGACCCGCUGGUAAUGGCAAGGAUAAGAAUGACAAUGUUCAGUUUCUGAUUGCUCAGAGCACUGCAGACUUGGCCAACACAAUCAUCCUUGAAAAGGACGGCACCACCGAUUUAAUAAAUAGCGAGGAUGACGAUGAAAGCGACAGCGAUGAUGAAGAAAAGUCGUCGUCUUCGAAAUCGUCAACCACUUCAUCUGGUCCUAUCAAGGCAUCAGCUCUCAGUGGAGUCAUGGCGAAGGCAGUGGAAAUUGCGCUCCUGAGGUUACAAGUUACAAUAAAGAAUCUACUGAUCAAAAUAGUGUCGGAAUUGACGGAUCUUAGAGUAGAGAUCGAUGAAAUUUCGAUCAAAACUAUCAAUGGCAGUAAGAAGAUUAAUAUACUAGGAAUCCGAAUAAUCACGUUGAACCCCGAGGUCAACCCUGGAUUAUCAUCAACACCUCCAAAGAGUCAAAGCAAUUCUAACUCGAAUACAUCAAGUGGAAGUACAGGAAAUUCUGAUACUACAGAGUCAGUACCUACCUCAGACGAUGAAGAUGGGUAUGGAGAUGAGUCGUUGAUGGAUAGUAUGGUUUUCACUCACGAAGAAGCAAGUUCUAUAUAUAUGAGUGCUACUUCGCAGUCCUUCAGGCGUGAUGGGGAGGAAGAAAAGAAUAAAACUGAAAGCUUAAAAUCAAUAGUACUCUUCAUUGAUGAGGUAUAUGCCAGCUUUGAAGGUUUGUCUCAGAUUUCAAAUCUAGAAGUUGCUGUAGGAGAAUUGAAAGUUGGAGCAGUUCCAGCUUUCCCCACUAUCAUGUCAAUUCUUACAAGUAUGACUAGAAACCUCAAGCUAAAAAAUUAUCAGAAAAAGAAAGAUAACUUUAACAUAAGGAAAAACUCGAAGUUUCCGCAAUAUGAAGCUGAUGAUAGUCCUCCACCUCAACCUCUUCAGGGUGCUCCUAAUCUACCAGCUAACGUCAACGACCCUGUACAUGAUGAAGAACUAGAUAGUAACCAACUUUUCAACAAACUUCACAUCAAGCAUAUACUCGUCAGUUUGACAUCGGCGAUUUUGUCUAAUGGGGAUUUAGCUUCCCAAGAUUCAAAUAUUACAGUCUCCUUGAAGAACUUUCAUGUAAAGGAGAAAAAUCUGAACUUAAUUUAUGGUGGUAUUGAAACCUUCAGUAUAAAUGAAGUGAAAGGUGGCGAAACUGUAGAUGUUUUCAAAUUUGUGGACGAUCAGCAGCAAAGCCAAGAGAAUAAGAGUACUCCACCACCACCUUCGUCAGUGCCAAAGGCAGACUUUCGAUUCGAAUAUUAUGUGAAUUCCACCGAAACAGCUAAUAAAUUUAAAGCGGAGUUUACCACAUUGUGUUCAAAGCAUGCAAUUGUUAAUCUUACGUCCACUUCAUUGCCUAUUUUAAUUAAUUUCGGCAAUUCUGCCUCUGCAACUUUCAACCACUACAAUAUUUUCAAGAAUAGUUUGAAUGCGUUUAAUUCUAUUCGGAGCCAGUAUGGAGGGCUUAAUUCAUUAUCACCUUUACGUUCAGAAAUUUCUAGUGAAGAUCAAAAGUCCGGCAAGACACCGGAUAUUAUAUUUCAAUCAUCGUUAAUAACAAUAAAUUUGAAGUUAUCAGAUCUAACUUUAAGAACAGUCAUAUUACCAGUUUCCUACAAGCUGGAUCAAAAUCAUAUGAACAUCCAAAAAAUUUUACUAAGCUGCAUUGACCAUAAUAAAGAAGAAUCAUUAUCGUCUAUUGCUAACAUCAGGCUCUAUUUGAAAGCAAAAGAAUUUAAAUCAUACGUGAUUAGAUCAAGCGGACGUGCUCAUACAUCUGCUGGUUCAAGCUCAGCAACGAGUGGAAUCUCAGAUUCGGCCUCGCCUUCUACUUCCGAUAAUUCUAGCUACCCUCGAGAAAUUAAGCUUACUUCUUCGCUCAUUUUGGCAGUUCCUGAUGUAACCGUCACGUCAAGUUUUAAAUUGGUUCGUAAAAUUAUGGCUGAAUUUAAGACGUUUUCAACCUGCUUGACUUCGCUAGAAUCGGAAGUCAAUUCUAUUGAGAAAUCUUUCAAGACUCCUAAUUCAUCUUCAGCUUCAACUCCAACUAGUAGGCACGCCAAACCCCUCCCAGCACAGCCCUCGCUCUUACAAAAUUCUAUCUACGCGAGUCAAAGAAGAUCGAGAAGAAUACCAGAUUCCAAAGUCAGUUCAUCUAACCUAUCUUCUGAACCCACUCGUUCUUUGGCUGGUUCUGUAGCAUUUAGAGCAGUUGUGAACUCUAUCUGCUUUACGAUCACAGAUCUAUUUCCUAAGUUUGGGUCAUUUUCAUUUAAAUUUGAUAAAUUAUCUAUAGACCAGUUAAGAAAUGGUAAUCUCCAAGGCUCUGUUUUGUCUUUAACCCUUCAGAGAGAAUUUCAGGGCCAGAUUGAGAAAUUCAUAUAUGAAUUCACGGAUGAUUUAGUUAGGAAGAGCUCCUACCCCUUGAUUGUUUUUUCUUUAAAAAAGUUUGACAAAUCGGUAAUUUGUGAUAUUUCAGUUUGGAAUGUCAUAAUCGAAUACUACACUGUCUGGUUAAGAUUAGUUGAGAAUGAGGUUCAUGAGCAGCCACCUGUCGAAGCAGUGCUAGAUGCUCUUCCAGAUCACCAAAAUGAUAAUAGCAAUAAUUCGACUGGUGGAAGUAGUCUGGGGUCAAAAAAAUUCGAAGUGAAAUUUACGUUGCAUGAUUGUGUUAUUGGUUUAUCCCCUGGUCGAUUAUCAUGCAAAGGGUAUGUCACAGUUGAAAAGGGAACUGCCGAUAUUAUCAUUGGCGAAAACCAACUAUUUGUUAAAAGCUCUCUUAGAAAUAUCUCAUUGUUGUUAAUUGAUGAUGUUAAGAACCUUUAUUCUAAUGAAGUUGCGCAUACAAGUUCCAAUGUCAAAAAAUUGCCUCACGGCUAUAACUCUCCCUUAUCGUGGUUCGUUGAACUAGGAUGUUUGAAAUUUGGUUCCAUAAAUGCAACACAUGUGGGAGUUACUGUUAAUUCCAAUAUCGAUGCUAUAAAAGCUAGAAAUAUUAGGCUAGGAAUUAAAGAUAAACUCCCACUCCUUGAAUUGAAAGUUAAUCUGGAUGAAUACUCGAUAACCCUAUGUGCUGACUCGGCACAUACUUUACUUCAAAUGAUUAAUGAUUUGAAGCUGCCUAUCAUAUUCCUGGAUGAAGAAAAGUUCAAAGUGGAAUUAAGCAAAGAAGUUAACUUGUUGGAUGGUAUUGGUGAUCUAUUUAGCACUGAAACAGAAGGUGACCAAAAUUCGAAUAGUGCAAGCUCAUUGAAAGGAACAUUCGUUACUGGAGGUAGUAAUUCCCCUCUAUUAAUGGUUGACGAAUAUAUACAGAAUUCCGCUAAUUUGAAUAGAUCAUCCUUGGAAAUGGAUAUGGGUGGUUUAAGCCUUAGUGGUUCAGUCAAAGAUGUGAAUUCUAAUCUUAGCUCAUUCGAUGAAGAUCAUUUCACAUUAAAUAAGGCGAAGGAAAAGAUGCACGAUGAGGAGAUAAUACCUAUAAUAUCAUAUGUCAACGUAUCAAAAAUACAUAUCUACUUAUACGAUGGUUAUGAUUGGAAAGAGACCAGAAAUGCCAUUAAAGGUGCUGUGAAAAGGGUGGAAACCCAGGCGGUUCAGGAACUUAAAUCAAAAAAAUCGAAGGUUAAAUUUGAAGAACCAAACAAAGCAAGUAACUAUUCAGAAGAUGAAGAACUUGAAGUUCCUUUGAUUGGCGAAACGUUAUAUCAGUCUAUUCACCUCUCUAUUCCAGUUGGAACAAAUCCUUCCAAACUAACUCAGAAUAUAAACAAAAAUGUCCAGAAUAUAGAACAUGAAGGAAAUGAUGAACUGGGCACCCCAUCUACAAUUGACCACAAGAAUCUCAGACUAAAGCGAUCCAAAUUACACAAGUUAGCAAUUGAAGUUAAAAAUUUAGAAGUAGAAGUUUCUAUUUUUACGACAAGAGAUCCUAGGACUAACAAAGGAAUUGUCGAUGAUAGCGAAUUUAAGAAAGACUUUGAGAUCGUGAAUUCCAUUUCUCUAAAUAUUGAAAAUUUCCAAAUCUUAGAUAAUGUUCCAACGUCAACAUGGCAUAAAUUUGUUGGGUACUUACGAACUGCUGGUGAGAGAGAACUACUGACCAAGGCACUAAGCUUGACCUUAACAAAUGUGAGACCUAAUUAUUCUUUAUGUUCAACUGAAGCAAUAAUCAACUUAUCCAUUCUUCCUUUAAGGUUGUACGUUGACCAGGAUACCUUAGAUUUUGUUACGAGGAUUGGUGAAUUUAAAGAUAGCAGGUUUCAAUUGCCUAUUGAUGACGUUUUGUACAUCCAGAGAUUUAAACUUGGUGAAUUGAGGAUAAAGUUGGACUAUAAACCUAAAAAAGUGGACUAUGCGGGUAUAAGAUCAGGUCAUACUGCUGAAUUUAUAAACUUCUUUGUUAUUGAUGGAGCAGAUAUAGUGUUAAGAAGUGUUACAUUGUAUGGUAUGCUAGGUUUCCCUAAGUUAGGUAACGAAUUGAAAAAUGUUUGGACUCCUGAUAUACAAUCUACUCAGCUCAGUGGAGUUUUAGCUGGCUUGGCACCAAUUAGAUCUAUUGUAAAUAUUGGUACAGGUGUCAAAGAUCUCGUUGCCAUUCCUGUUAAAGAAUACAAAAAAGAUGGUAGGUUAAUUCGAAGCUUACAGAAAGGGGCUUUUCUGUUUGCAAAGACCACUGGGUCUGAGUUAUUGAAGUUUGGAGUGAAACUUGCGGCUGGUACGCAAGUGUUGCUAGAGCAGGGAGAAGAAGCAUUUGGGGGAGAAGGAUCUGCGGCUAGAUUGCCAAGUAAUAAGAGUAGAGCUAGUAAUGACAAAGGGAAUAGUAGUGAAUUGGAUGAUGAUGAUUUUGAUGACGAUGAUGAAAUUGAGAUAGAUGAUGAUGGCAUCUUCUACGUUGAGAGACAUCCAGAUGAUAGAAACCCCUUGGUAUAUGCAAUUACAGAUCGGAAAUUCGUCGAAAACAACCUCAUGGCAUCUUCACAGCUUUUGAAUCAAAGUAUGCAGAUUGAUAACAGCCACAGGAACGGUCUCUACGGUUCCAGCAGUAGAAAGCUUUACUCGUUUGCUGAAAUGGAUGACGAUUCCCAUACCUUGGAUAAUCAUUUAUUAAGAAGCUCACUUGCCAAGACCAAGAAAUCAGAGAAGGCUAAAGCAAAUUCGGCAUCGGGCGGGUCUCUUGGUGCGAAGAAAAAAGUCGCAGAGGAUGAUGAGAGUCAAAGAGCGAUAAGUUUAUACUCUAACCAGCCCACCGGAGCUCAAGAAGGACUCCAGUUGGCUUAUGGCAGUAUAGGUAGGAACCUCAAAAGUGCAAAGGUUGCAGUUCUACGCACACGUGACGCGAUGGCUGACGCAGGCAGCGUUCCAGAAGCGGCAGUUGCUAUGGUCAAGGGAGCACCCGUUAUUUUAAUCAGACCCAUGAUUGGCGCCACUGAAGCGGUUCUGAAGACACUCCUAGGGUUGACAAAUCAAAUAGAUCCACUGCUGAAGGCCGAAAGCGAAGAAAAGUACAAGCCCUUGUAG